Molecule: messenger RNA, 1235 nt
Organism: Hypanus sabinus (Atlantic stingray)
Lineage: Eukaryota; Metazoa; Chordata; Chondrichthyes; Myliobatiformes; Dasyatidae
Product: cyclin-dependent kinase 2-like
Exons: 7
Coding region: 48-944 (298 amino acids)
Biological process (GO): regulation of G2/M transition of mitotic cell cycle; signal transduction; protein phosphorylation
Cellular component (GO): cytoplasm; cyclin-dependent protein kinase holoenzyme complex; nucleus
Molecular function (GO): cyclin binding; cyclin-dependent protein serine/threonine kinase activity; ATP binding
Source: RefSeq, a predicted model, not a curated record
GGGGCGCGCACGACAACAAGCGCGGAGCCUCGGCGGUGGCCGGCACCAUGGACAACUUCCAGAAAGUGGAGAAGAUCGGGGAGGGCACCUACGGAGUAGUCUAUAAAGCAAUGAAUAAAGUGACGGGAGAGAUGGUGGCUCUGAAAAAAAUAAGGCUGGACGCGGAAAUGGAAGGAGUGCCAAGUACUGCUAUUCGAGAAAUAUCAUUAUUAAAAGAAUUAAAUCAUCAAAAUAUUGUAAGACUGCUAGAUGUUAUCCACAGUGAAAAGAAAUUGUAUUUGGUGUUUGAAUUUCUCAAUAAAGAUCUGAAGAAGUAUAUGGACUCUGCUCCUCCGACUGGGCUCCCCUUGCAAUUAGUUAAGAGUUAUCUGUUCCAGCUCCUUCAAGGUGUCGCAUUCUGUCACUCUCACAGAGUUCUUCAUCGAGAUCUGAAACCACAAAACUUGCUCAUUAACGAUGGCGGUGCAAUCAAAUUGGCAGAUUUUGGAUUGGCAAGGGCUUUUGGGGUUCCUGUGCGCACAUAUACGCAUGAGGUUGUAACCUUAUGGUAUAGAGCACCAGAAAUUUUAAUGGGAUGUAAAUUUUACUCAACAGCAGUGGAUGUUUGGAGCAUUGGAUGCAUUUUUGCAGAAAUGAUUACAAGAAAACCCUUGUUUCCUGGAGAUUCUGAAAUUGACCAGCUUUUCAGGAUUUUCUGCACACUUGGUACACCAAAUGAGUUUGUGUGGCCUGGGGUUACUCAACUACCUGACUACAAAGCAAACUUUCCAAAAUGGAACAGACAAGAUUUCAAUAAGAUACUACCCAAUCUGGACAUAGAUGGCAGAGAUCUGCUAAUGCAAAUGCUCCAGUAUGAUCCUAACAUGAGGAUUUCUGCAAAACUUGCCAUAAGUCAUCGAUUUUUCAAUGAUGUGACCAUUCAGGUGCCACAUGUACAGCUAUAGAGUGAUCUUCAAUUGGAAAAUAAAGGAAAAAUCUUAGUUUUCUUUCUUUAAAAAUUUCUUUCAAUGCACUCUUUUCCUAGAGAUUAUGAUAUUUAUCAGAAAAUGAAAAUUACACUGGUAUUUUGUAGUGUCUGGGUUUAAUAAAAAUUAAUAACAAGCUCUGAAGGGAACAAAAUACACAUAUAUGUAUUGUAUUGUGGGCAGUGGUUUAACGCAUUUAAAUUGUUUUGUUCUAGUUUUAUAAAAUGUUAUCUCUGAAAUUACAUUUAUUGUAAAUAAAAAAGCUGGAAA